AUGGCCUCUCUCGGCCCUGCGGUCUCAUCGCUACGCUCGUCUCUCUCGUUGCUGGAAUCGAGCAUAUCUAUUCUCGACGAAGGAGUCUCCGAUUUUCCUCGUCUAUGCAAGGUCCUCCAGACCCAGCAACAUUUUGAGUUACUUCCCGAACCUACUCUGCGAGAAGCGCAACAGUCUCUUGUCGAUGAGAUUGUCCCGGCGAUCGACCAGUUAUUGUCAAUCGCAGAAAACCACGUCAACCAACUUGCAAGGAGGGAAGCAGGCCUGAAAGCGCGUUCAGAGUUGUUGGAAGGACGCUUGAACAACAAUAGAAGAAAUUCAAGCUUCGGUGGAGAUAUUCGACCCUUUCAGAAUACAACCUCAACCCAGGCUGCCGGGUUGGCUGAUUCGAAGGUGCUGGAGAUGAAGCGGCUGCAGCAGAAGAAAGAAAGACUGCAAUAUGCUAUUGAAAGACUGGAACUGCAAAGCAAGCAAAGGGAACGGGAGCUGCGGAAGAGCAUGGCUAUUGUGAGGGAGUGA
Messenger RNA from Capronia coronata CBS 617.96, 519 nucleotides. RefSeq lists its product as uncharacterized. Gene Ontology annotation, biological process: attachment of spindle microtubules to kinetochore. Gene Ontology annotation, cellular component: DASH complex; spindle microtubule. The coding region runs from base 1 to 519 and encodes 172 amino acids. NCBI's taxonomy places the organism in Eukaryota, Fungi, Ascomycota, Eurotiomycetes, Chaetothyriales, Herpotrichiellaceae. The transcript has a single exon. The record is from RefSeq and is a predicted model, not a curated record.